GCAGAAGCUGAGGAAGAUUGUCAUUCUGAUACUGCCAGAGCAGGAGAUGAUGAUGAGAAUGAACGUCCUGCUGAAACAGACCUGCAGGCUCAGCUCCAGAUGUUCAGGGCUCAGUGGAUGUUUGAACUUGCCCCAGGCGUGGGCACUAGCACCAUGGAGACGCGGCCUGGCAGAGCAGCAAGAGGCGCUCUGCUGAAAGCAGCCGCAGACGCCAAAGGAAAGCAAGAACUGGCAAAAGAGGAAAAGGCUCGAGAGCUCUUCCUGAAGGCAGUAGAGGAAGAACAGAAUGGAGCUCUUUACGAAGCCAUCAAGUUUUAUCGUAGGGCUAUGCAGCUCGUACCGGAUAUAGAGUUCAAGAUCACGUACACCCGGUCUCCAGAAGGCGAUGGCAUUGGAAGCAGCUACAUUGAGGACAGCGAUGAUGACAGCAAGAUGGCAGAUCUCUUGUCCUACUUCCAGCAGCAGCUCACGUUUCAGGAGUCUGUGCUCAAACUCUGUCAGCCUGAGCUCGAGAGCAGUCAGACUCACAUAUCAGCACUGCCCAUGGAGGUCCUAAUGUACAUCUUCCGAUGGGUGGUGUCUAAUGACUUGGACCUUAGAUCAUUGGAACAGUUGUCACUCGUGUGCCGAGGAUUCUACAUCUGUGCCAGAGACCCUGAAAUAUGGCGCCUGGCCUGCUUGAAGGUGUGGGGCAGAAGCUGUGUUAAACUUGUUCCAUACUCAUCCUGGAGAGAGAUGUUCUUAGAACGGCCUCGUGUUCGGUUUGAUGGAGUAUAUAUCAGUAAAACUACAUAUAUUCGUCAAGGGGAACAGUCUCUUGAUGGUUUCUACAGAGCCUGGCACCAAGUGGAAUAUUACAGGUACAUAAGAUUCUUUCCCGAUGGCUAUGUGAUGAUGUUGACGACCCCUGAGGAGCCUCAGUCCAUUGUUCCCCGCUUAAGAACCAGGAAUACCAGAACCGAUGCAAUUCUACUGGGUCAUUAUCGCUUGUCACAGGACACAGACAAUCAGACCAAAGUGUUUGCUGUAAUAACUAAGAAGAAAGAAGAAAAACCACUUGAUUAUAAAUACAGAUAUUUUCGUCGUGUCCCUGUACAAGAAGCCGAGCAUAGUUUUCACGUGGGCCUACAGCUGUGUUCCAGCGGCCACCAGAGGUUCAACAAACUCACUUGGAUCCAUCAUUCUUGUCACAUUACGUACAAGUCAACUGGUGAGACAGCGGUCAGUGCGUUUGAGAUUGACAAGAUGUACACCCCCUUGUUCUUCGCCAGAGUGAGGAGCUACACCGCUUUCUCAGAAAGGCCUCUGUAGAGCUGCAGGCCCAGCCCGCCACUGUUGCAUGAACACAAGCAUACAGCGCAAAAGAGCACCUAAGUUAUAAAUAUAUAUACAUAUCUAUAUAUAUGGGAUUGGAAUUUAUUUUAAAUGGUUGGAAUUCUUUUAAAAAGAAUAUAAAUUAUUUUUUUUAUUUAAAGAGAUAGAUGGUUGUUGGGGUGUUUUGUUUUGAAACUAUAAGUCGUUCAAGUACAUUUAUGUUGUAAAAAAUCUUUACAUGGGGUAUAAGGCCAGGCAUGGUGGCAUACGUCUGUAAUCCCAGCACUCGGGAGGCUGUGGCAGGAGGAUCACCAUGAGUUCAAGGCUAGCCAGGACUACAUUGUGAGUUCAAGGCCAGCAUGCACUACUUUGCAAGACCCUGUCUCAAUGCCCCCCAAAUGAGGUGUAAACUCAUGUUCUUUUUCUAGCAGAUUUAUGAGCAGAUUUCUGUCAUUUAAGUCAUCUUCUGCCUGAUCAACCUAGUACUUAAGCACAUCGGGGAGAACCUCACUGGGUCAGUACUUCAUUUCCCGCAUGGCACAGUGUCUUUGCACUAAAGGCUCAAAUGUGAAAACCUGUUCUGGAUUUGUUUGAAACUAUGUAAUCAAUAAAGAUCCUAAAUAAAUGUUUCUCUCAAGGA
Molecule: messenger RNA, 1954 nt
Organism: Chinchilla lanigera (long-tailed chinchilla)
Lineage: Eukaryota; Metazoa; Chordata; Mammalia; Rodentia; Chinchillidae
Gene: Fbxo9
Product: F-box protein 9
Exons: 12
Coding region: 100-1311 (403 amino acids)
Biological process (GO): SCF-dependent proteasomal ubiquitin-dependent protein catabolic process
Cellular component (GO): SCF ubiquitin ligase complex
Molecular function (GO): protein binding
Source: RefSeq, a predicted model, not a curated record